CCAACCUACCACCUUCAUUAUCUCGACACCGUCACUCUUUCCCAACACCUAACCUCCUCACGAACCGCCCCAACACAACCGAAUCACUUCGUUCACCACCAGAACUCUACCUUCCCUUCUCCCAUCGCAAUCGAACAUCCUAACCUCAACAAUGCCGUGAAACGAACCUUCAUUCAACCACGCGCAUCCUCCCCACACCAUUUCACAACCAUCACCGACCUCAUACGACCACCUACCACCUCACCACCUCAACCCCACCAAAAUGCCCGAACCAACAGCCCAAACCUCACCUCCACUCCGACCCCCUCACCCUCCCUCCCAAGAAAACCAGCAACAGCACCACCAACAACCCCGCCGCAAAAGAUUCCGCUUCAAAUCGCCCUCCCGCCCCAGCUCCAAAUCCAACCCCAACCCCAAAGACCCCCACGAAAAAGAAACCCGCCACACCGCGCACCGCGCCCGCCGCGCCCACCGCAACCGCCACCGCACCCCCAAAACCCCCGAAACCCCGGACCCAGCCUCCACCCCCCCAGCACAACUAGACCCCGACACCGCCUUCCGGGAGUCCCUCUUCGACGCCCUCGGCGACGACGAAGGCGCCACCUACUGGGAAUCCGUCUACGGGCAACCGAUCCACACGUACGCGGUCCCCAGCAUGCCCACGGGCCCCGCGGGGGAACUCGAGCAGAUGGACGAGGAGGAGUACGCGGCCUACGUGCGGAGCAAGAUGUGGGAGCGGACGCGGGAGGGGAUGCUCGAAGAGCAGGCGCGGUUGCGGGCGGAGCGGGACCGGAAGCGUCGGCAGGAGAAGACACAGCGGCAGGCCGGGGAGAAUGCCCGCAGGGCGUUCGAUGAGGCCAUCGAGGCGAGUCUGCGGCGCGGGAGGGAGCGGAAGCGCGAACGGGCGUGGAAGGAGGCGUGGGAGGCUUAUCGGGGGUGUUGGGGGAGGUUGGAUGGGGCUGUUGCUGCUGCUGCUGCUGGUAAACAAUUGGGGAAGGAGGAGGGGGAGGGAGGGGAUAAAGGGGCCAAGGGCAGUUUCCACAAUCUCGUCUUCUGGCCCGUGGACUCGGGGAAACGCAGGGAUGUGAGCAAGGAGAAUGUGGAGGGGUUUAUGCGGCAUUCCCCUCAGGCUGCCAACGGGCCGUCGGAGUUGUUGGCCGUGCUGAAGGCGGAGCGCGUUCGCUGGCAUCCGGACAAGAUCCAGCAGCGGUAUGGAGUGCUCGGGAUCGAGGAGGCGGUGCUGCGCUCGGUGACGGAGGUGUUUCAGAUUAUCGAUCACUUGUGGAAUGAUCUUAGGACCAGGGAAUCUGCCUGAUCCCGGUCCGACUUUGUCCAGUUGGCAUAUAUGCAUCACUGGCGCGUGUGCUUUGAUUAGCGAUUGAUACCCUCGAGCUAUAGAUUACGACUAAUACAACGAUU
Molecule: messenger RNA, 1419 nt
Organism: Aspergillus brunneoviolaceus CBS 621.78
Lineage: Eukaryota; Fungi; Ascomycota; Eurotiomycetes; Eurotiales; Aspergillaceae
Exons: 1
Coding region: 263-1315 (350 amino acids)
Biological process (GO): canonical NF-kappaB signal transduction
Source: RefSeq, a predicted model, not a curated record